Monodelphis domestica (gray short-tailed opossum) is the source of this 3728-nucleotide messenger RNA. It is a transcript of the gene PTH2R, whose product is annotated as parathyroid hormone 2 receptor. Gene Ontology annotation, cellular component: plasma membrane. NCBI's taxonomy places the organism in Eukaryota, Metazoa, Chordata, Mammalia, Didelphimorphia, Didelphidae. The record is from RefSeq and is a predicted model, not a curated record. Gene Ontology annotation, biological process: cell surface receptor signaling pathway; adenylate cyclase-modulating G protein-coupled receptor signaling pathway. Gene Ontology annotation, molecular function: peptide hormone binding; parathyroid hormone receptor activity; G protein-coupled peptide receptor activity.
CUUUCUUUACAAGAGAAUUGCUUUGAUCGUCCAAAAAGUGAAUCCUUUACUUUUAUGCCACAAUAUGUGAGGCUUCUCAACUAAAGCAUGGAGAGGUUCCAAUCGGAGAGAGGAGUAUUCACAUCAAUGAAAUCGAGGCUAAGUACUAUAUUUAAACAGCAUAGGGAAAGGUGCACAGGAUUCAGAGGACUUGGGAGACUACUAUAAUCAGUCAGAGAAAGUCAGGGUACCAGUCCGCCAGAGGUUUUGAGUUGUUAAUCCUGUCUGCCCUCCUACCUCAAGUGACUAAUCAGGUUGUGCGGUCAUUCAGAGAACUUUCUGGAGUGAUCGCUGAGAAGGCAGGGUGAUAUUACAGAAAGCAGAGCUGAAACACGGGAAACGGAUGCAGCUCAGUUCACUAGCUCCAUCCUGCCUGCUGGCUGAAGCACCAAGAGAACUCGUAGAGGACAAGGGCUCUGAGGAGCCCCUGGAGCUGCCUGGCACCAGGGCGAUCCGCAGGGGCUUUCCUCCCGCCCUCUUCUUUGCCCUCUCCUUUCUUCUCCGGGCUUCUCCCUUUUCCAGACUGCAGCCUAGGCAGAGCCUGUGCUUGUUUGUUUGUUUGUAAACCUAGAGUAUACCAUUUCCCAGAUGAGAGACCAAGAGAGGAUCGACUGACUGUACUGGAGACAACCUGGCCCAAAAGAACGCGAGAAAGCUGGGACUCCCCGGAAGCCCGGGAAGAGAUUCGUCUCUGCCAACAGUCCGAGCAAACUUGGGCACCGGCUGCCCUGCCCUCGUGACAAGAGGACUAGGGGCUGGUUGGAACUCUCUGUGGGGAGCCACAAGUUUGACGAGCGUGAACAAAGUUGGCAGUACCUGGAUUCAUAGUGAAGUGUUGUACCCCUCCGUCUCUCCACUGUGCUGCCCAUCUCUAGCUAUUAGCCAUGGUCAAGCCCCGGGGGCUGCCCUAUGUCUGGGGCUGGAUGGCUCUCAGCAGCUGUCUCCUGACCAAAGCACAGAUAGAUUCUGAUGGCACAAUUACAAUGGAGGAACAGAUUGUCCUUGUACUGAAGGCUAAGGUGCAGUGUGAACUGAACAUCACAGCUCAGCUCCAAGAGGGAGGAGUUGCAUUCAGGCACUGUAACCCAAAUGGAACAUGGGAUUUUAUGGACAGUUUAAAUAAAACAUGGGCCAAUUAUUCAGAAUGCCUCAGCUACUUGCAACCAGAGAGCAGCACAAGAAAGCGGGAGUUCUUUGAACGUCUCUACAUCUUGUACACUGUUGGAUAUUCCAUCUCCUUCAGUUCCCUAGCUGUAGCUAUUUUCAUCAUUGGUUAUUUCCGGAGGCUGCAUUGCACCAGGAAUUAUAUCCACAUGCACUUAUUUGUUUCUUUCAUGCUGAGGGCUGCAAGCAUCUUUAUUAAGGAUAAAGUGGUCCAUGCUCGUGUGGGUGUAAAGGAACUUGAGUCCCUUAUGAUGGGUGACCCACAAAAUAUAAUGGUGGCACCGCCAGUGGACAAAUCACAAUAUGUGGGGUGCAAGAUUGCUGUAGUGAUGUUUAUUUACUUCUUGGCCACAAACUACUAUUGGAUCCUAGUGGAAGGCCUGUAUCUACACAGUCUCAUCUUUGUGGCUUUCUUUUCGGAUUCCAAAUAUCUUUGGGGCUUCACCUUGGUGGGCUGGGGAUUUCCAGCAGUGUUUGUUGUGGCCUGGACAGUGGUACGAGCAAUGGUAGCAGAUGCAAGGUGUUGGGAGCUUAGUGCUGGAGACAUCAAGUGGAUUUACCAAGCACCUAUAUUAGCAGCAAUUGGGCUGAACUUUAUUUUGUUCCUCAACACUGUGAGGGUCCUGGCCACUAAAAUUUGGGAGACCAAUGCUGUUGGGUAUGACACAAGAAAACAAUACAGAAAACUUGCAAAGUCUACUUUGGUUCUGAUCUUGGUUUUUGGGGUCCAUUACAUUGUAUUUGUGUGUCUGCCCCACACUUUCACUGGAUUAGGAUGGGAGAUCCGGAUGCACUUUGAACUCUUCUUUAACUCCUUUCAGGGUUUCUUUGUGUCAAUCAUCUAUUGUUACUGCAACGGAGAGAAUGCCACAUCAGUCCUUGCCUGGAGAACAACCAUGAUGAAACAAAAUCAGAAAUCUGAGGAUAAGUUCGAACCCAAUGAAAUCAAUUUCUCAUUGAUUGCUAUUUUUAACACAUUCCUUCUUUCUCCCUUUUUUCCCUUCUGCUGUAUUCUGAGGGAAGUAUUUUUCGUAAUUCUAGCUAAAGACUACCCCCAUAGCUUCUACUCAUAGUGGGCACUGAGUUCAUAUUAUUUCAGGUGUUUGCCUUUCUCUACCAAUAAGCAAUUUCUACUUGACUUUAUACCAACUUUUGGCAAAGAACUUCAAGUGGUCAAAUACUCUUAAAAUGAGUUUAUAAUUUUUUAUUUAUGAUUUUUAAAAAUAUAAUAAAAAUUAUUUUGCUUCAGGUCCAAGCUGAAAUCAAGAAGACAUGGACCAGAUGGAAUCUGGCUGUUGACUGGAAAAGGACAACUCCAUGUGGCAACUAUAGAUACGGCUCUGUCCUCACCAACAUGACUCAUAGUACCAGCAGCCAGUCUCAGAUGGUGGCAAGUGCCCGCCUGGUGCUGAUCUCUGGCAAAGUUUCUAGGAAUGUCAGCAAACCGCCUGAUAGCCAUGUGAAUUUACCAGGCUAUGUCAGGAGCAACUCAGAACAGGACUGUCUUCAUCAAUGGAUCCAUGAGGAACCUAAUGAAAAUGAAGAGAAGCAAGUGGAUGCUAUAUCACUGAAGGAGUGUUUGAAGCCAGGUGCAACUAUCAUAGAUCCUGAGGGAAACAAAGGUGAAACUGAAGAUGCCGUCUGAACUACAUGCUUGACAUCUGUCUGGUAUUAAUGAUAUUACUUGAUUUUACUUUGAGAGGGGAAAUUAUAGCAAUUUCCCCUUGAAUCAAAUUUGCUGACAGUUUGAUGGAAAAAUAUUAAUCCAAAGAGUUACUCACUAUUUUGAACUGGAUUUAACAUGAGGGCACGAAGUGAAAAUUAUGAGUAAAAUAAUCAUUUUGACAUUAAAUUCUCUUCAGUCUGUAAGAAUGUAGGAUGUACUUAACAUGUGUGUAGAUUUCUAUGACUGUGAUGUGAAAAGCUGUCAUUGGAUUGAUUUAGUCCCUGCCAGGAAAAGAUCACCUAAAAUAGAUGAUUUUCAAGCUCAGUCUAAAACUAAGAGAGUGCAGACCAGAUGGAAUCUGCCCAGAGCACAUUUUUGCCCCUUAAAAUUUUUGUGUCUUCUCUCAAUCCCUUUAUUAAGCUUUUACCAUUGUCCUCAUCUAAGCUAUACAACAUCUGAGCUAUAAGAGGAUAGAAAAAUAUUUUUAAAGAUCAAAGAUCUAAGAAGAUGAAGAGUAAAUGAGCAAAUGAAUUUGCUGAGCUUUGGGGAAGCAAAAAAAAUGAUGGUAAACUUUCUUUCUAGGAAUAAAGGAAAACUGUUUCAAAGUUUGUGCAGAAUAUAACUUCUUACUGCAUGAUUCUUCUGCAAGCCAGCAAGAGCCCACUUUUUUGUGCUCCACUCCAAACCAUGACAUUGGAUAGGGCUCUCGCAGUCCAUGGAAAGUUUUGGAAGCUGACACUAGAAAUGAUCAUUUGUCUUUGUACUCGGUUGUACUGCUUCAGUGGCUUUUCCUGAACCUGCUCUGUUACUGAAUAUUGUUAAAUGUCAUGUGGAGAAAUUAAAAGCUCAUUUCUCUCUC